Messenger RNA from Hippopotamus amphibius kiboko, 622 nucleotides. It is a transcript of the gene RNASE9, whose product is annotated as ribonuclease A family member 9 (inactive). The record is from RefSeq and is a predicted model, not a curated record. Bases 17 to 622 code for a protein of 201 amino acids. The transcript has a single exon. Gene Ontology annotation, molecular function: nucleic acid binding. NCBI's taxonomy places the organism in Eukaryota, Metazoa, Chordata, Mammalia, Artiodactyla, Hippopotamidae.
AGGAACAGAAGGCCCAAUGUCACAGUGGAACAUAGCUCCUUUUCUCUUGUAUUCCCUUCAGGAAAAUAUGGGGACUCUGAUCAACACAAAGGCUCUAUUUCUGCUGUUCCUGCUGCUGAAGCCACUCCAGUUCGUAGGGAUAAAUGACUAUAAUUUCUCACCUGAAAAACAAGAAGAAUUCGAAGAUUAUAUGGAGGACUUACUUAGUACAGGGCCUACCAAACCACCUAGCAAAGAUACAUUUAAAAAGCGUGUCAUUAUUGAUGCUGAAAGACCAUUAACUGAUCCAGAAUACUGUACUGAAGAAAUAAGGAUGAAAAAUGUUCACAAUAAGUUAUUUUGUGUUAAAGAACAUUUCUUCCUCCUAGCAUCAUAUGAGGACAUUCAAGAGCUUUGUUUCCACAUGUUUGUGCAAUGCAGCAAUGGAAUUAGGAAAUGUCACAGGAGCUGGAAAGUGAUAGAAGGUGUGCACUGUGUUUUAACCAGUGGGGACAAGAUGCCAUCCUGUAAAUACGAAUCUUCUCGCAAGGAAGGAUUCGUCCUUGUCACUUGUCGAUGGCAAAAUGAUAUCGGACAAAUUAUUCCUGAUUCUGUAAAUGGCAUUGUAACGAUAAAGUGUUAG